GUAAUCUAGCUUUAGUUAUUCACACCGGAAUGGCCUUUGUGUCUCUUGCUUUGCUUACUACUUUCCUAAACCCUUGAGUAUUCCUUUUUCUCUCCUGUUACCGUCUCUUUUUCGUGUUCUUGCUUCUUCCUGGUUCCAGAUUGCUUCUUUCAAGAAGGCCUGUCCUGGAGGCGAACUGAACUUCUUGAGAGCUGUAACAGCUCGCCUUUUAUAGGUUUUCGGCAGGGCUGAAUGUACCUCUAGUACGCGUAUUCUAGGCUAAAGAUGCUGACUGCUGAGCAAUGGCCACGAGUACAUGUACUAAGAACAAGGUCUUUCAGAUCCUGGUCUUCACGCACUCAGUCAUAUUCAUGGUGUUCAUCAUAUAUUUCAUUCAGAACUAUGAUGCUAUCCGUACACCUUUGAAGAUUCUUUACGAUUGCAGCAGCGCAGUAAACAGAUUAAGUAGACCCCAGAAUGCUCAUUGCGAUUCCAACAGGCUGGGACCCUUAUCCAACUGUAGCCUAGCGGACGUCAAGAUGAGGCCAGGUGUCGUCAUGCUGACAACAACAAACUUUGGCUUCAAAGACAUGACACUCAACAUGCUGGAGAGCAUCAAAAGAACAGGCGUCUGUGUGAACACCACCAUCAUUGCAGAGGACCAGAAAUGCUAUCGAUAUCUGAGCCAGAGAGCAGAGGGUGACCCUGCAGUGCACGUGGUGUUGACAAACUCAGGAGAAACGACAAGCAAGGAGAUACCUCGCCGCCAACGCAAGCAGUACUACGCAUUGUUCAAUAAACGGCAAGAAUACUUUCUAGGCCUACUGGAACAGGGCUACGAGGUUCUUUUCACCGACUCUGACACAUUUUGGUUCAGUGAUCCAUUUCCGUACUUUAAAGGAGACUUUGACAUGUCCAUGAUCGACCCGAGAUCCCCUUACCCAACUCGAACCAACAGGUCCCACUACUGUGCCGGCUUUGCUUACUUCAAGCCAACUAACGUGACGGUGCGAUUCGUGAAGGCGUGGAUUAAAACUAUGAGAGACAACGACAAGAUAGGGCGGCUGUUGGCAGAUCAGGAUGUGAUGAACAUGCUUCUACGGGGUGAUAGACCCAUGCACGUCAAUGUGCAGCCGCUGGACACCAACAUUUUCCCAUGGGGGCCCAAGUUCUACGAGCUCCUGGCUAAAAAGGCAAAUUACUCGACUGUCGUAAUGCAUGCUGCAAGCAUCCGUGGCUACGCAGCGAAGGUCACAAAAUUCAAAAGUUCGAAUAUGUGGCUAGUCAAGACGGAAUCCUCAGACUUUUUUCAACUGUAUUUGAAUGGGCUUACUUUACUGAUUACUGUUUUUAUAUCAUCUCUUGGCAUUGGAUGCUGUUGUUGCUACUGCUGUUUUUAUCGCUGUUUCAUGUAUAAUGAAGAUGGACCAACAGCAAAAGAGGGUCAUGGCAAGCCUUGAUUGACAGUGUUCUUAUUAAUUAGGUACCUUUUAAAAUCACAAGCAAGGUUGAGAUUUUAAAGUGUGCCUGAUACAUGUAAGAAGACCCUGAUGUUACACUCACACCCACAUGAGCCAAUGAAUACUGUCCAUCCACUCACCCUACCCCCCAGCCUAUGACUUGGGGUAUAGAACUCAAUCGGACAAAAUACUAUGCAAGUGGUAAUCCGAGGUUGAAGGGUUUAAACUAUAAAAUGUUACUCCCGGUCCAGAGGGACAUGAAUUGUUUACAGAGUGCAAUGAGGUCAUGUACAUAUAGUUCUUAUUCUGACAUCGUACAUGUAUGUACUGUACACGCACAUGUACAUGCACAGUAGGUGGGUUUUGUAGAUUUUGGUGAGGUUAUCGGCUAUUGAAAUACUACAAAUUGGGGAACUUUGGUAAGGUUUACUUCAUUGUUGAUAUUACAUGGACAGUUGUACUUGUUACUUGCCGGGGCCAAACUCACAACCUAGAAUCAACAAAGUUCUGAUUUCUUUUUGCAUGUUAAUUAAUGCAGGGGGGUUACAGUGCUUUGAUAUAGUGACAUUUGCCAAUGUUUUGGCAGGUUAUCGAAAUUUAGCGAAAUUAUUGAUGAGAGUACUGAGCACAGUUUUUACACUGGAAAAUUGGGCAUGUCCGGUAAACUGAUAUCGCCCGCUGAAUCACAUGACCUAUAGUGGGUAUCAAACAUCAACAAACAUGGUAUCCUCCCAUAGCAAAGUGUGUUGUAAGUGGUGUUUACCAAAAAUAAAGCCGAUUUUCGGUAUAGAACUCAUCACAUCAGCAGUUUGAGUACAGAACUGACUGUUUGCUUUAUUUGGGGGAAAUGAGACUUAUGACACACUUUACUUUGAGAGGACGUCAUUUUUUGUCAAUGUUUGAUGCCCACUGCAGGUCACUUGACCUAGCGGGCGUGUUUGGUCCAAGAAAUUGGCAUGGCCUAUACAGUGUCAAAAGGCCAUACCUAAUUAGCUUUGUGAUAGAGUGAUGCAGAUUAAGAAGCCACUCAUGAUGGAGCUACAAUGUAUCAGUUUACUGUACACAUGAUUGUACCAGUCAGUGAAGAAAUGUUUAAACAGAACUAAAAGAUUUGAGAAUCAGA
Messenger RNA from Acanthaster planci (crown-of-thorns starfish), 2562 nucleotides. RefSeq lists its product as uncharacterized. Lineage: Eukaryota; Metazoa; Echinodermata; Asteroidea; Valvatida; Acanthasteridae. Gene Ontology annotation, molecular function: glycosyltransferase activity. The record is from RefSeq and is a predicted model, not a curated record. Gene Ontology annotation, cellular component: Golgi apparatus.